Messenger RNA from Salvelinus fontinalis (brook trout), 9646 nucleotides. RefSeq names its product spermatogenesis-associated protein 2-like. Gene Ontology annotation, biological process: protein linear deubiquitination; regulation of tumor necrosis factor-mediated signaling pathway; protein K63-linked deubiquitination. The record is from RefSeq and is a predicted model, not a curated record. Lineage: Eukaryota; Metazoa; Chordata; Actinopteri; Salmoniformes; Salmonidae. Gene Ontology annotation, cellular component: cytoplasm. The coding region runs from base 671 to 2356 and encodes 561 amino acids. The transcript has 3 exons.
GGCUGAAUGGUUUUUCUACUGUAGAGUCUCCAGGCGCGUUCUUGAACAAGGCCAAGCCCCUCUCCGGAGAGUGCCCGUGCGCCAGCUGAUACUGGUGAACUGUCAUAACCGGGAGCCUGCGCACUGAGGCGAUGGGGAUUUCCAGCAGUAGAACGGAAAAGCUUGGAGGUUGUUCCAAAAAAAAUGCACAGCAUCAUGAUCGUGACCUUCUCUGCCUGGUGACCUUGAAUUCACUACUUUUGACAGGGCAGAGGCUAGAGCUCCGGAUGCAACUCAGGACCCCCAAACUGUGAACCACCAGCCCCCUCUGGCCUUAUUUUAUUUCCCACAUUUGCCCUGCAGAGCACACAUAGACUGCCAGCUAAUAAAAUAUCCAGAGAUGCCCAAAAGCAGAGGGUGGUCUUAACAGGCAAAAGCCUAACCACCCCAAUUACCCUAAACCAGGAAGCAGUUAAGUUCAAUACUACUACCGAUCCCCUUUCGUCUUUAGAAUGGUGACGGCUUCCUGAUUGAGGCCAGAGGCGUGUUCUUGUGCAUUUCUCAAAUCCUCAGCGGAGUCUAUUUGUGUGCGUGUCCUGGGAUGGCGGCAGAGAGGGGCUGCUGAGUUUCGUCCCGGUCCUUGGCAUGAGAGAGGAGUGUCACGGCUGAGCAGGUCACUGCUGCGCCGCCAAUGGAUGCUAAACUGCAAGAGGACCUGUUCCGGAGGUACGUGGCAUGCCUGGAGAGGCGGCUGGAGGACGGAGGGGGGAAUGCGGGCCCUGGGAGAGGCACCUCACAGAGGGGCAGCGAGGCCCUACUCUCCACGGCCACGGCCCUGCUGGGGGCCUACCAGCCAGACCCGGGCCAGAGGUUCCGCAUGGUGCGCUUCUAUGAGGUGGUGGAGAAUGCCAUGCGCUGCCUGAGAGGCUGCAGUCUGCGUGGCCUGGAGAGAGCCUUCCUCACCCUGGAGACGGUCUGCACCAACCUGCUGCUCUUCCCCUGGAAGAAAGAGUUCCGCUGCAUCAAGACCUUCACGGGCCCGUAUGUCUACCACCUUCAGGCUGUCAUGUGCGACGCCGAUCUCCAUUCCCUCCUGCGUUCCAUGGGCUACUCCCAUGACCACGAGCUCCAGUUCCACGUCCGGGACCACCCUGGUGGCCCGCCCCACCUCCGGCAGCUAGCCUUUGAGCUCUUCCUGGCCCAGGCAGAGUGUCGUCUCCUUGGGGAGGUGGUGGCUCUGGCCCGGGGCUCAGCCUCUGAGCUGGAGGCCCUGGAGCAACGGAGGGGCUGCCGGGACGACGCAGCCGGCUGUGCCGAGGUCCUUCGGCGGCGGGACAGCCUCGGGGCUGACAUGGCCCGGCUCUCUGUGCGACCAGUGGACAUAGGUCACCCUCACCAUCUGAGGAGAGGGGGAAGGCCGUCCAAGUCGGUGGAUGUGACGGAUGGAGCUGGGCAUUGGCACGCAGCCAGUAAGCCUAUCCUGAAAGCCUCUCUGAGCCUGAGGAAGGAACCUCUGUUUGUGGAUGCAGAGGAGGACAUGAAGGAUGAGAUCAUCAGGCCCAGCACCUCCACAUCCAUGUUUUCUGUGGCUGCCCCGCCUUCUUACAGCCCCUUGCCUGACUUCUUCCCUAUUCAAUCACCGCCCUCGGUUGAUGCCUACUCCUCCUACCACCUCUCCUCAUUGGAUGAGAUUGAUCUGUACACAGAGAGAGGUGGGCCUGGGGUUGGAGGUCGACAGACACCUUCCAGACCUUCAUCCAGGGAGCCCUGGGAUGCCAGGGAUGGCUGGGCGCUCAAAGCCCACGGCGGGUUCUCUUCUCUGGGGGUGAAGUGUCAGGGUUGUGGCCUGGGCUGCUCCAGCCUGGCCUCCUGCCCUAGGUGUGACAUGAUCCUGUGCCCGGCCUGUCGCGACAUCGACCCCUCCCCCUGUUGUAGACUGCAGGAGUACCCAACCCCCAAAUCACCCCGCCCCAUGGAUGGCUACCUCCCCGUCAAGGAGAAGCUGUCAGUAUACUCCAACACCCACUCUCCUCACCCCCACAUGCACCCUCAUCCCCUCACCCUCACCCACCAGCACACCCACCCCCACCCCCAGAUGGUGGAGAAACCCCUCAUGGCCACCAAGCUGUUUCCCAGCAAGUCGGUUGCCAUGGUAGCCAAUGCUGACCGAGCAAGUCUGGGGGGGUCGCGGUGCGGGUUCUGUAACAAGCCGGGCGCAUCUCACACCUGUGUGAACUGCUCCAAGGUAUCGUGUGACUCGUGCAUAAGCCUGUACGGCAAAGACUUGUGCACACGUAAAAACCCCCAGCACAGCUUUGUCCCCAACCAUCAGCUCAACUUUAAGUCUGGAACCAUAUCACACCUGGUGUACCGAUGAGCCAGGAACAGGGAGUGAACUCUCUCACUUUCCUCUCACCCUUCCCUUGUACUCUUGCACUCUCCCCUGCCCUUUCUUUCCUCCCCUCCCUCGUCUCUAUCAGAUGUAUGGAUAACAUACAUUACACAUGUUCAUAGGGAGUCCUAUCUCUCUCUGCCUUGUAGAAGAUCAUGCUUUUUUUUAACCGGUUCCUCUUCUUCCUUACUGCUCCACCCACUCUAGCUUAGUCAUGUGACGUCGUAGGGCUUCCCAAUCCCUUAAAUCUAUUCCUCCUUUAAACGAAACUCGCCGGACGGCUCGAAGGAAACCCGUCCAAACAAAACACAAACGCUGACAACUUGUCAGCCGAGGAGACUCCGGUAGAUGUGUGUCGUACAGAACACUUUUGAAACUGGAUUGUGUCCGCUGAUUAACUUUUUAACCUUGAAAACCAAUAGGAAAGAACACUGGACUUACACUGGAAUUAAAUAGUAUAUAUUUUCAAUGGUUCAUUCCGUAGAUCAAUGUGAGCCUGUUAGUUGGGUGGUGAAAGAGGCGGGAGUGAACAUUUGGUGUGGGGUUUGAUCCUUUAAAGGGAUAUUUGAGACAGACUAUUAUGGCAACUGACCACUAUUUAAAGAACAAUCACUUGUACAUUUACCCAUAAAUAUUUAAAGUGUAUGGCUGAGGUUUACAUGCUGCUGUGGAAAUUGGAGAUAACCUGUUUUGUUGUAUCAGUUUCUCUAUCAUAUCACUCACAUAUUCACAACACACCUAAAUCCUCAAUCUAUUUGCUCUCAUGCUGAUAUGUCACGCAGCUUCUUGGAGGUGGCUGUUGUUUUGAGUAAUCCAAUAAACUGGAGGACCCUAAGAAAUUAAGUCUAAAGCCAGUGACCGUCCUGAAAGUAUAUAAGAACUUCACUCUUUGCUACACUGGCAUUUAAACACUACAGGUAGACGUUUCUGUUCUAUGACAGGUGGACGUUUCUGUUCUAUGACAGGUGGACGUUUCUGUUCUAUGACAGGUGGACGUUUCUGUUCUAUGACAGGUUACCCAGAUGGUAAUUUUCCCAACUGAUCUUCGGUUAGUGUUUGACAACUUGUUCCUUCUCCUAUUUACAGUGGGGUUUGAAAUUAUUGACACCCUUGAUAAAGGAAAGCAAAAAAAUAUAUAAAGUAAAUCAAAUACUGAGCUAUAUUGUAUGCUGAAAAGAAUGUGCAUACCUAUUUUCAUGUCAAUGAGCUAAUGUAAACACUUGGAGGCUACUAAAUGACAUUGGCAUUUGGAUUGUACCUGCUGCUUUGGGCAGAGGUGAAAAUAAAUAUCUUAGGCCACGCACACCAGUGGUGGGUUUGGCAUUGGAAUGCAGAAAAUAACCCCAUACCUACUGUAAAAUAUGGUGGUGGAUCUUUGACGUUAUGGGGCUAUUUUGCUUCCACUGGUCCUGGGGCCCUUAAGGUGGGGGCGGCAGGUAGCCUAGUGGUUAGAGCGUUGGACUAGUAGCCAGAAGCAUUUCGCUAUACUCGCAUUAACAUCUGCUAACCAUGUGUAUGUGACCAAUAAAAUUUGAUUCGGAAGGUUGCAAGAUCGAAUCCCCGAGCUGACAAGGUAAAAAUCUGUCGUUCUGCCCUUGACCAAGGCAGUUAACCCACUGUUCCUAGGCCGUCAUUGUAAAUAAGAAAUUGUUCUGAACUGACUUGCCUAGUUAAAUGAAGGUUAAAUAAAAAGGUCAACAGCAUCAUGAACUCAGGACAUUUUAGCCCCAAAAUUUUCUGAAAGUGAAUCUUCCAGCAAGACAAUAAUCCCAAGUACACAUCAAAAUUCACAAAGAAAUUGCCAAUGCAAAAUGUUGAUUUUUGUCAAUUAACAAUCUGUCUCAGGACUUGAAUCCCAAUGAGAACCUGUGGUUUGAAUUGAAGAGGACAGUCCAUAAGCAGAGAAACGAUUUCAAGGAUCUUGAAGGGUUCUGUAUAGAGGAAUGGUCUAUCAGCUCUUUGAACGUGUUCUCCGACUCAUGAAACAUUUUUGGGAUUUUUAUUUCUCUAAACAGUUAUUCGUAUAAUAUAGUUUCCCACAUUUUUUUGUAGCAUACAAUAUAGCUCAGUAUUUCAAUUUAUUUAAUAGUCAUUUUUGCUAAUAUUUAUAAAGGGUGUAAUUUUUUUUCCCCCCACUGUAUAACCUGACCCACAGUUCAGUCCAUUUACUUAAUAUGGGCAAGCAGGAGCUGCAGGGGUGAUUUAGACUCUGCUAAACAUAGAUCUACCUCUGGGCAAUGGCACUUCACACUUACAAAGUUAAACGUUCUGGCCAUGCUGACAUCCUUAUGUGGUGAGUGAUGAAGUCACAAAGUCUUUGCAAGGAACACAGGACUGUAAAAUUCACAGUUUAAUAAAGAGACUUGUGGAUAAGGUUAUGGGUUAGAAAAAUACACCGCACAGCACGAAAAGGGAAGUGUUUUGUUUCUGACUGAUGAACCCAAUUGGCCACUGCUGCCUUACAUUGAUCUUUCAACAACAGCUCUAGCUAGAGAAGGGUGAUUUUUGUCAGCGUCUAUGCACUAGCGUCUAUGCACUAUUGGGGCGGCAGGUAGCCUAGUGGUUAGAGCGUUGGGCCAGUAACCCGAAAGGUUGCUAGAUUGAAUCCCAGAGCUGACAAGGUAAAAGUCUGUCGUUCUGCCCCUGAACAAGGCAGUUAACCCACUGUUCCCAGGCCGUCAUCGUAAAUAAGGAUUAGUUAAAUAAAGGUGAAAUUCCAAGUCAACCUCUAGGUGCUUAGCCUUGUCUCAGCUCUCUGCGUUAGGGAUGUCCAAUGAAUAUCAUUGCCAUGCCAUACGCAAAACGAAAGUCAGAAGUUGGAAAUAAGACAUUGGCUGUGUUUUAGAAAAUCUGGCUUGUCUACUACUUACUUAAACUGCAUACUGUGCACUAAUUGUACUACAUACUAUUAAUAAUGUACUGUGUUGUAAAAACAAACGCAGUAAGCAACAUAUCAGGAUACUAGGCUCAUCCUACUGUGAAUGCGUCAUCUAAUGUGCAAUUGUGUUAUUUCCCGCCAUCCGUUCAUUUUGGUGAAGUGAUGAUUAUCAGAUGAUUAUCAGCUUCCGUAAGACACGUGGAUCUCAAAAGACGAUUUUCUUCCUCGGGCGCAGCGAAUUCUACUAGAUAAAAAGAAGAAAUGAGUAUGACAUCCUGUAUACAAAACAUUUCAGCUCUACGGAUCCCCAAUGGAGUCCGUUUUAAAAAAGGCCAACUGAAAUCCUUUCCUCAUUGUUGUACUGUAAUUGCUUGUUCUAUUACUUGGUGAAAGCUAUAUAGAGGAAUGCAUUACAUUCGUCAUUACCUCAAGGAAGGGUGCUACAUCACGUUUUAAAACUUGGUUUGAAAUGUCUUUCCAGAGUGGCCUUAAGGAGCAGUGCAAUUCACUUUUGACCUCUUCUCCUCGUUCAUCUAGUGAUGUUUCCGAAAGGGCCAAAGAUGGCCUAAUGGAUAUGUUCCAAUACUUAUAAAUGUUCUUCUUUCCAGGAGCACUUUCACCAGUGCUCUGGGAAGGCCAGGUGAGGUGAUGUUUAUUUGGCUCUCACCUCCCGCUGAGUGUGUUUCUGUCACAGACACAGCUUCUGCGCAAAGUAUCAUAUCUUUACAAUGUCUGGCUAGAAACAUGUUAACAUCUCAGGAACCAAUAGGACACAAUUAAAAUCUCUGCAGAAUCUGUACUGAAUAUGCAUGAAAGAAACACCCAUUGUCUUCACAGACCGAAAGGAACAUAGAGAGAAGAGGCCAUUGGGUAUAACCUACUCUAUAUUCUAGCCAGUAGAGAAAUAGAAAGAAAUGACGAACUAGUAGUCACAGUGAGCCCAUGACAAAAUGUCAUUGAGCUGCUUUGAUGCCGUCAAUUUGAUUCGCUGCCAUUUGUAUAUAUUCUUUCACACAUGAAACUUCCUAUGUAACAGAGAAAUCAAUCAUCCCUCUUCUCUCUUUGUGGUUAUCUUACCAGAAUGAAAAGUGGUGGUGUUGCCCCGACCCACAAACCCUCUCCUCACCUGGCAUGCUCUGUAGAUCCAGCCCGGAACCUUAUCUUUACCCCCUCUCCUCCCCCUCCACCCGUUGACACUGAGGAGCAUCACAGAAUGUCUGUGUAGAGGGGUUCAACUCCCACUAUCACUACACGGCCAUGCAGGGGGAGAGGAGGAGGGGGAAAAUAGCCAACAUUGUACAUUUGGUGAAAAGUAUGUACAGUUGAAGUUUACAUACACCUCAGCCCAAUUCAUUUAAACUCAGUUCUUCACAAUUCCUGACAUUUAAUCCUAGUAAAAAUUCCCUGUCUUUAGGUCAGUUAGGAUCACCACUUUAUUUUAAGAACGUGAAAUGUCAGAAUAAUAGUAGAGUGAUUUUUAUUUCAGCUUUUAUUUCUUUCAUCACAUUCUCAGUGGGUCAGAAGUUUACAUACACUCAAUUACUAUUUGGUAGCAUUGCCUUUUAAAUUGUUUAUUUUGGGUCAAAUGUUUUGCAUAGCCUUCCACAAGCUUCCCACAAUAAGUUGGGUAACUUUUGUCCCAUUCCGCCUGACACAGCUGGUGUAACUGAGUCAGGUUUGUAGGCCUCCUUGCUCGCACAUGCUUUUUCAGUUCUGCCCACAAAUAUUCUAUAGGAUUGAGGUCAGGGCUUUGAUGGCCACUCAAAUAACCUUGACUUUGUGGUCCUUAAGCCAUUUUUCCACAACUUUGGAAGUAUGCUUGGGGUCAUUGUCCAUUUGGAAGACCCAUUUGCAACCAAGCUUUAACUUCUUGACUGACGUCUUGAGAUGUUGCUUCAAUAUAUCCACAUAAUUGUCCUUCCUCGUGAUGCCAUCUAUUUUGAAGUGCACCAGUCCCUCCUGCAGCAAAGCACCGCCACAACAUGAGGCUGCCACCCCCGUGCUUCACGGUUUGGAUGGUGUUCUUCGGCUUACAAGCCUCCCCCUUUUUCCUCCAAACAGAACGAUGGUCAUUAUGGCCAAACAGUUCUAUCUUUGUUUCAUCAGACCAGAGGACAUUUAUCCAAAAAGUACGAUCUUUGUCCCCAUGUGCAAUUGUAAACCGUAGUCUGACGUUUUUGAUGACAGUUUUGGAGCAGUGGCUUCUUCCUUCCCGAUUGGCCUUUCAGGUUAUGUCGAUAUAGGACUCGUUUUACUGUGGAUAUAGAUACUUUUGUACUUGUUUCCUCCAGCAUCUUCACAAGGUCCCUUUCUGCUGUUCUGGGAUUGAUUUGCACUUUUCGCAUUGAAUUAUGUUCAUCUCUAGGAGACAGAACGUGUCUCCUUCCUGAGCGGUUUGAUGGCUGCGUGGUCCCAUGGUGUUUUUACUUGCGUACUAUUGAUUGUAAAGAUGAACGUGAUACCGUCAGGCGUUUGGAAAAUUGCUCCCAAGGAUGAACCAGACUUUUGGAGGUCUACAAUCUGUUUUUCUGAGGUCUUGGCUGAUUUUCUUUUGAUUUUCCCAUGAUGUCAAGCAAAGAGACACUGAGUUUGAAGAUAGGCCUUGAAAUACAUCCACAAUACACCUCCAAAUGACUCAAAUACUGUCAAUUAGCCUAUCAGAAAAUUCUGAAGUCAUUUUCUGGAAUUUUCCAAUUUUUUUAAAGGCACAGUCAACUUACUGCAUGUAAACUUCUGCCCCACUGGAAUUGUGAUACAGUGGAAAAAUCUGUCUGUAAACAAUUGUUGGAAAAAAUACUUGUGUCAUGAACAAAGUAGAUCUCCUAACCGACUUGCCAAAACUAUAGUUUGUUAACAAGAAAGUGGAGUGGUUGAAAAACAAGUUUUAAUGGCUCCAACCUAAGUGUAUGUAAACUUCCGACUUCAACUUGAUUUUGUGUGUGAACUCAGCAAAAAAAGAAACGUCCCUUUUUCAGGCCCGUCUCUUUCAAAGGAAAUUCGUAAAAAUCCAAAUAACUUCACAGAUCUUCAUUGUAAAGGGUUUGAACACUGUUUCCCAUUCUUGUUCAAUGAACCAUAAACAAUUAAUGAACAUGCACCUGUGGAAUGGUCGUUAAGACAUUAACAGCUUACAGACGGUAGGAAAUUAAGGUCACAGUUAUGAAAGCUCAGGACACAAAAGAGGCCUUUCUAUUGACUCUGUAAAGCACCAAAAGAAAGAUGCCCAGGGUCCCUGCUCAUAUGCGUGAACUUGCCUUAGGCAUGCUGCAAGGAGGCAUGAGGACUGCAGAUGUGGCCAGGGCAAUAAAUUGCAAUGUCCGUACUGUGAGUCUUCUAAGACGUCGCUACAGGGAAACAGGAAGGACAGCUGAUCGUCCUCGCAGUGGCAGACCAUGUGUAACAACACCCCCACAGGAUCGGUACAUCCGAACAUCACACCUGCGGGACAGGUACCGGAUGGCAACAACUGCCCUAGUUAGACCAGGAAUGCACACUCCCUCCAUCAGUGCCCAGACUGUUCGCAAUAGGCUGAGAGAGGCUGGACUGAGGGCUUGUAGGCCUGUUGUAAGGCAGGUCCUCACCAGACAUCACCGGCAACAACGUCGCCAAUGGGCACAAAUCCACCAUCGCUGGACCAGACUGGACUGGCAAAAACUGCUCUUCUCUGACGAGUCGCGGUUGUGUCUCACCAGGGGUGAUGGCCGGAUUCCGGUUUAUCGUUGAAGGAAUGAGUGUUAGACCGAGGCCUGUACUCUGGAGCGGGAUCGAUUUGGAAGUGGAGGGUCUAUCAUGGUCUGGGGCGGUGUGUCACAGCAUCAUUGGACUAAGCUUGUUGUCAUUGCAGGUAAUCUCAAUGCUGUACAUUACAGGGAAGACAUCCUCCUCCCUCAUGUGGUACCCUUCCUGCAGGCUCAUCCUGACAUGACCCUCCAGCAUGACAAUGACACCAGCCAUGGCUGUGUGUGAUUUCCUGCAAGACAGGAAUGUCAGUGUUCUGCCACGGCCAGCGACGAGCCCGGAUCUCAAUCCCUUUGAGCACAUCUGGGACCUGUUGGAUCGGAGGGUGAGGGCUAGGGCCAUUCCCACUAGAAAUGUCCAGGACCUUGCAGGUGCCUUGGUGGAAGAGUGGGGUAACAUCGCACAGCAAGAACUGGCAAAUCUGGUGCAGUCCACGAGGUGGAGAUGCACUGCAGCACUUAAUGCAGCUGGUGGCCACACCAGAUACUUACUGUUACUUUUGAUUUUGACCCCCCCUUUGUUCAGGGACACAUUAUUCCAUUUCUGUUAGUCACAUGUCUGUGGAACUUGUUCAGUUUGUCGCUGUUGUUGAAUCUUGUUAUGUUCAUACAAAUAUUUACACAUGUUAAUUUGCAGAAAAUAAACACAGUUGACAGUGA